ACCGCCCGCCCGCACUCAGCACUGCGAGGAAAAAAAAAAAAAAAAACCGUGCACCAUUAUACACAUAGCGACCCGUGGAGUGACUUUGUGCAUGACCACUACGAGUGCAACGCAAGACUGCAUGAAAGGAUAUGUUACGUAUGGGAUGUGCAUUCCUUAACCCUUAAGUGUUGUUGACAAGAGACCCAAUCCGGCUCCGGCCAUGCCGCCCUACAAGCCCGUCCACACGCUGCGGGCCUUCGCUAAGGACAAGGUGCUGUACAACAUAUGUGCCGUCAUACUCGACGAAAUAUACUUCGGCCAAGACGAAAACUGGGAGAUCUACGGGGCGACCUUGUCCGUGCGGCUGGGUUUAGUGCGGGACAUUGUGACGGGCGCCCUCACGCCCUGCCUUCUGGAGGACAUACUCAACACUAUCCUGUCCCGGGACGAGGCGGUGGAGGCGGUGGUGAGGUAUCUAGCCAUUCAGGUGCUGCUGGUGGAGGGCGUGCGGAGUGUAAAUGUUGGUAACUUCCCUGAGGCUUACCACACGCUGGUGCUGCACGCCGUGGCCAAGAACGGCACGGGUAUACACCAGCUGGACCUGCGCGGCCUAUGGGUGAAGGGCGAGCACAAGAAUGCUCUCAUGAGGGUGCUGAGGAAGCUCUCCGACAUCAGGAAGUUGACUCUGCGCUACACGUGUGACGAUGAUAUGCUGGCCACGCUGGGGAAGUACAGCGAAAACCUGCAGAAGCUCGAUAUCUCUGGGUCCCACGCCAUCACGGAGGAGGGCGUGAGGAAGCUGUGUGAUUACCCUUCCCGUGUGGUCAUGAGCAAACUGUCGGAGAGUUUACAAAUCGUGGAUCUGGGUGGGCCAGGCUCCAAGGGUCUGCCGCCCUCCUACGCUAGCUACCUGUUGCUCCACCUGCCGCAACUGGUCAGCUUGGGCUCCUACGAGCACACCGCCGCCGCCGUUGACCUCGCCCUUCAGAGCCGCCCGGAGAAGAAGUUUGGGCUGCGGUACAUGCAUGACUUGAUCACUUCACACAAGCGGUUCAUGUCCGUAGUCAGCGGGUGUCCUAAACUUACGUCAGUGUACUUUGAUUGUCCCAAGGACAAAGUUGUCCACAACCUGGAUCAACUCAAAGAGCUCAGAGAAAUCAAGAUGAACAAAGUGCGAUGGAGCGACGUGGAGAUUAUGCUGCAGAAAAUGGGCGGCCGCGUCAGGAGUCUAUUCCUGCUAUCCGUGUUCGGCCAGCUGGACCUGGUGGAGCUGGGCAGGUUGUGUCCCCGCCUGCUGCGGCUGGAGCUGCACAACGCCAUGCUGCUGUGCUCAGUGGACACCCACGACACCGCCUUCCGCCAGGUGCGGGAGCUGUUCAUCUACACCAACAGCAUCAGCUUGUCCUGCGUGAAGCUGCUUCUCAACCAGUGUGUAGAGGCCGAACACUUCGCUCUGGGGGACUGCGGCGUCCUCACUGACGGCCUGCUUCACGCCAGCCUGCUCCAACACUCCCUCCGCCACGUGCGUCACAUCUGGUUCGGCGUGGCGGAGCACCUCACCGUGCAGGCGCUGCAGUCGCUGCUGGAGUACUGCCCACAGCUCACCAGCGUGGGAAACCUGGCGGCCUGGGACGUGCGCCCCGAACACAUCGACCUGCUGCGGGUGGAGAUGUAUCUUACCAACCGUGACCUCACCCUGCACGAGGUGGGCCCGCAGGACUCCGAGGAGUGGGUGCCCAUCCUGGUGGUGUGACUCCCUGCACCGACACGCCGCCCUGGAGCGGCACGGCUCACCACGCCCCUUCUGAUUAGUGCUGUGAAGGAAAAUAAAGCUUAUUUU
Scylla paramamosain (green mud crab) is the source of this 1822-nucleotide messenger RNA. RefSeq lists its product as uncharacterized. The record is from RefSeq and is a predicted model, not a curated record. Bases 203 to 1735 code for a protein of 510 amino acids. The transcript has a single exon. NCBI's taxonomy places the organism in Eukaryota, Metazoa, Arthropoda, Malacostraca, Decapoda, Portunidae.